AUGGCUACCUCAGUAGCUCCAGCUGCUCAGACCGUUCCUGCUGCUGCUAAAAAGAACGUGACCAAAACCGUCACGGAACCCCCUCCACCUCCUCCACCAGUUGAGGAACUAGAGCCUGGGACUGGCAUAGUUGGCUUGGAUCCCUGGCUAACACCGUUCAAGGGUAGUAUCAAACACCGUUAUGAUACUGCUCAACAUUGGAUUCAAAAAAUCAAUGACACAGAAGGUGGUCUUGAGAAAUUCUCGAGGGGAUAUGAACGCUUUGGCUUCAACGUGUUGAAAAACGGAGAUAUCACAUACAGAGAAUGGGCUCCUAAUGCCGAAACCGCACAUCUAAUCGUUGGUAAUGGAUGGGACCACAAUUGGGAUCAGGGUGACUAUCCCAUGACAAGGGAUCCGUACGGUGUCUGGGAAUUGACCCUUCCCGCCAAAGCUGGGAAACCCGUCAUUGCCCAUGAUGCUAAAGUCAAGCUUGUGAUGAGAAUCACAAAAGAUGGCCAACACGAAUGGAUUCACAGAGUUCCGGCCUGGGCCACAAGAGUGACCCAGGAGCUGUCCGUCAAAUCCGAGUAUGACGCACGAUUCUGGAAUCCCCCAACCCCGUAUCAAUUCAAGAACGCACGCCCUCCAAAGCCAGCCUCGGUUCGUAUCUAUGAAGCUCACGUCGGUAUCAGUACUAAAGAUCCAAAAGUCGGUACCUACAUCGAGUUUACAAGAGACGUGCUACCGAGAAUCAAGAAGCUCGGCUACAAUGUCAUCCAAUUGAUGGCUAUCAUGGAACAUGCCUACUAUGCUUCUUUCGGUUAUCAGAUCAACUCCUUCUUCGCUGCUUCUAGCCGUUAUGGUACCCCAGAUGAGCUCAAGGAGCUCAUUGAUACUGCCCAUGGCAUGGGUAUCACCGUUCUUCUUGACGUUGUACACUCGCAUGCCUCAAACAAUGUUCUUGACGGCCUGAACAUGUUCGACGGGACAGACCACCUUUACUUCCAUAGUGGGGGUAAAGGUAGGCACGACCUGUGGGACUCUAGGCUGUUCAACUAUGGAAGCCAUGAGGUUUUGCGUUUCUUGUUGUCGAAUCUACGAUUCUACAUGGAAGAGUACCAGUUUGACGGUUUCAGAUUUGACGGCGUUACCAGUAUGCUUUAUCUCCACCACGGUAUAGGAACCGGAUUCUCCGGUGGAUACCAUGAAUAUUUUGGAAAUACCGUUGACGAUGAAGGUGUUGUAUACUUGAUGUUGGCAAAUGAGAUGUUACACCAAGUGUACAAAGAUCAGGUUAUUUCCAUUGCUGAGGAUGUUUCCGGCAUGCCCGGUCUCUGUCUCCCACUUUCCCUUGGUGGAGUUGGGUUUGAUUACAGACUCGCCAUGGCUGUACCUGACAUGUGGAUCAAAAUGUUGAAGGAGCAGCAGGAUGAUGAUUGGGAUAUGGGCAAUGUUUGCUUCACAUUGACCAACAGGAGACACGGAGAGAAGACCAUUGCGUAUGCUGAAAGUCACGACCAAGCUUUGGUUGGAGACAAGACACUCAUGAUGUGGCUUUGCAAUGAGCAAAUGUACACCCACAUGUCCGACUUGACAGAAUUGACACCGAAGAUCCAAAGAGGUCUCGAGCUUCACAAGAUGAUUCGAUUGAUCUCCCACACAUUAGGUGGCGAGGGAUACUUGAACUUCGAAGGUAAUGAAUUUGGUCAUCCUGAAUGGCUUGACUUCCCAAGAGAAGGAAAUGGAAAUUCGUUCUGGUAUGCCAGGCGACAAUGGAACAUCUUAGAUGAUCCCUUGCUCCGCUACAAGUACUUGAACGAGUUCGAUUCUGCUAUGCAGAACCUUGAGGAGAAGUACCAUUGGCUCAGUGCGCCCCAGGCAUACAUUAGCUUGAAGCACGAAGGAGACAAGAUCAUUGUUUUCGAGCGAGCCAACUUGAUCUUCGUUUUCAAUUUCCACCCCACAAACAGCUUCCCAGACUACAGAAUUGGUGUGGAAGUUGCUGGCAAGUACAAAGUCAUUUUGAGCAGCGAUAACAAACUAUUUGGAGGAUUUGAGAGAGUGGAUGAGAGCGGAGAGUUCUUUACCACUGAUUUUAGGUGGAAUGACCGAUCGAAUUUCUUGCAGGUUUACAUUCCCACACGCACAGCCAUUGUGCUUGCUAAGGUGGAUUAA
Orbilia oligospora ATCC 24927 is the source of this 2157-nucleotide messenger RNA. RefSeq lists its product as uncharacterized. The coding region runs from base 1 to 2157 and encodes 718 amino acids. Gene Ontology annotation, molecular function: 1,4-alpha-glucan branching enzyme activity; cation binding; hydrolase activity, hydrolyzing O-glycosyl compounds. Gene Ontology annotation, biological process: glycogen biosynthetic process. The record is from RefSeq and is a predicted model, not a curated record. Lineage: Eukaryota; Fungi; Ascomycota; Orbiliomycetes; Orbiliales; Orbiliaceae. Gene Ontology annotation, cellular component: cytoplasm. The transcript has 8 exons.